Larimichthys crocea (large yellow croaker) is the source of this 1484-nucleotide messenger RNA. RefSeq names its product glycosyltransferase 1 domain containing 1 (gene glt1d1). Gene Ontology annotation, molecular function: glycosyltransferase activity. NCBI's taxonomy places the organism in Eukaryota, Metazoa, Chordata, Actinopteri, Sciaenidae. The coding region runs from base 67 to 1074 and encodes 335 amino acids. The transcript has 12 exons. The record is from RefSeq and is a predicted model, not a curated record.
GCUCUGCUCGCUGCAUUAUUCACCUGCUCCACACGUGUUUACAUGAGAAGUUAGCUCGUCAAAGCAAUGAAGUUACUGUUUCUCGCCUGUCUCAGCCCCAGCACUGGGAACCACACCACAGCUGAGAGGAUCAGGUCCCACAUUGAAUCAGCAGGACACACCUGUGAGCUCCGAGAUGCAGCACAGUUUGAGUCUCCUGCUGAGGUGGCAAACCUAGUGUCUGAAAAUCCUCAGUUUGAGGGUGCAGUGGCCAUUCAUCUGUUCAGAGCAGGCAGACUUCUCUUAGACACCCAAGUCCCCUUUGGCGUUAUCUUUGGCGGAACAGACAUAAAUGAAGAUGUGAAAGUUGAGCAGAAGCGUGCGGUUAUGGAGCAGGUGCUACUGAAAGCCAGGUUUGCAGUUGCAUUUACUGACAGAAUGAAAGAAGAGGCAGAGUUAUUUCUGCUGUCCCAGAGCAGUAAAAUCUAUGUCCAGCCCCAAGGCAUCCAGACGGAAGUGGCUGAGAAAUUCUGCUGGACUGAAUUCUUGAGGAGCUCAGGUGUGAGCAGCGAGCAUGUGGAUGAGCUGCACGUCUUCCUGUUGGUCUGUGGCCUCAGAGGAGUCAAGGACCCCCUCUACCUGGUGGAGGGAUUUUCAGAGUGGCAUUGUGAGAAUCCCCUGAAUGUUUUGGUCAUUAUCGGGCCAAAGAUUGAUCCUGUACUUACAGCUGAAGUGGAAGCUGUUGUUCAAAGAACAGCAGGGGUCUUCUUGGCCCAGGAGAGGAGCCAGCAGGAGCUUCACGCUGCCAUGAAAAGGUGCUUCGCCGUGGUCAACAGCUCCGUCUCAGAGGGCAUGUCGGCCGCCAUCUUAGAGGCCAUGGAUCUUGGGGUGCCCGUGCUGGCCAGGGACAUUCCAGGGAACGCAGCUGUGGUGAAGCAUGAGAUCACUGGCCUCUUGUACUCAUCUCCUCAGGUGCACCUGUCAGACUCAUACUGCAGACCGCUGCUCAGCACCCUCCCAGCGAAGCAAAAUCAGGACAGAACAGAGCCCCCAAAAGCCGACAGAGUCCAGUUUGACAUCAGGGGGAUACAGUAAUGAGGUGAUCCACAGCCAGGAUUCUGACUCCGGGGAUGCCAAAGACAUCAUCAGGCUCAUCCAAAGCCAACAAGAAAACCACCUCUGUGUUGUUGACAUCGUGUCAAAUGUUUUCUUCACAUACAUAUUGCUCCUUUAAACAUUUUCUUAUAAGCACUGAACAGAAAGUAGAGCUGAGGCUGAUCGCAACUAUAUUUUAACAACCCAUUAAAAAUGUUGCUGAGAGAUCUCACUCGUUUUCAUACGGUCCAUCAGAUAAUUAUUAAUGGCUCGCUGGUAAAUCGCACUCCCACUGCUCUUACUACAAACCCCACAAUGCACUGCGACAGCCGGAACACAGGUCAUUGGCCAAGACCUGUGCACCACCCCUCCUUCCGCUGCUUCACUAAUGAACAUGCAGCGACAUUAAA